AUGGCCGCCCCGGGGCCCCGCCUCCUCCUCAUUGACUCUUACGACUCCUUCACUCACAAUUUAGCCUCGCUGUGCAAGCGGGCCAUUCCCCGAAGCCAUAUUCACAUCGUCAAGAACGAUGCUCUAUCCAUCACCACUCUCGCCCCACUACUGAAGCACUUCGAUGCCAUCGUCGUAGGUCCCGGCCCAGGCUCUCCCGAUAAUCCCCGCGACGUUGGCAUACUUAAAGAUGUCUGGCACGUCUCCCACGACCUCUUGACCCCUGUCUUCGGCGUAUGCCUCGGUUUACAGAGUCUCGCCAUCGAGUUCGGUGCACAAAUCAAACGCCUCAACGUAGUCAAACACGGUCAGGUCUGCCGUGUCGAUCACCUAGGCUCCGACAUCUUCACCGACGUCGGCGACGUCCACGCCGUGCGAUAUCACUCCCUUCACGUCGACCUCCCAGUACAGUCCGACAUCGUCCCACUCGCCUGGUCGGACGACGCGGAAGACAACGGCCGGGUCCUCAUGGCAUGCAAGCAUCGUUCUAAGCCCUUUUGGGCCGUCCAGUACCAUCCCGAGUCGGUUUGUACCCAAGGUGGCGGCGAAGAUGUCGUCCGCAACUUUUGGCGCCUUGCUUCCGACUGGUCGUCCGCUAAUGGACGCACUGUUGCUCCCUGGGAUCCCGACGUGGAGGCCGUCAUCGGCCCAUCUUGGCCCGACGUGCGUCCGGAAAUUGAUGCUACGGGCGAGGAGCGCUCCGUCCCCGUGUCCACUAGGGUUCUCCAUAUCCACCCGCCGGAUAUCAAUCGCGUAUGCGAGAUACUCGGCGUCGAGGACGACAGCACGGACUUCGUCAUGCUCGAUUCUGCUGCCUCGCCCGGCCGCUUCUCCAUAGUCGGCUGCCUCACUCCUACCUCCCCGAAGAUCACCUACUUCGUGGGCGACACUGCGGUAAAGGUCCAGCGUGGUAGCGACGUGACAUUUGAAGAGCUGGGCUCCCUCGACAUCUGGGCUUGGCUCGCGGCGUUCAUGCGCAAACACAAGGCCCACGGAGGCACGCCCGAGGUCCCGUUCUGGGGAGGGCUCGUCGGCUACCUAAGCUACGAGCUCGGCGUCCAGACGUUGUCCCCGCUCCCUCCACGUCCUGAUUCCUCCGCGCGCCACCCAGACGUCAAUCUCGUACUCGUCGAGCGCAGCAUCGUCAUAGAUAAACAAGAGGGCAAAGUAUACAUCCAGAGCAUCUUCCCCGCCGACCUCGUCUGGCCCGCCAACAUGUCCGCCAAGCUCCGCGCCCUCGCAGACCCCGCGACGGACCGGACCGCACCCCCCGCCCCCAAACCGCCCAAGCCCGACGCCGCGCCCCCCUCCCCCGCGAUCACCCUCCCGGACCGCGCCGCGUACAUCGCGAAGAUCGCCGCCGCGAAGGAGGCCCUCUUCGCCGGGGACUCGUACGAGCUCUGCGUGACCGCGCCGACGCGCGUCGUCGCGCCCAAGGCCGCGUCCGCGCGCGCGCGCGGCACCUCCUCCUCCUGGGCGCUCUACAAGGCGCUCCGGCGGCGCAACCCCGCGCCGCACGCGGCGUACGUCCGCCUGCACCCGUCGACGCUCGUCGCGUCGUCCCCGGAGCGCUUCCUCGCGUACGCGCGCGCGCCCGACGCGCGCUGCGAGCUGCGCCCGAUCAAGGGCACCGUGCGCAAGGCGCCGGGCGUCGGCAGGGCGGAGGCGACGGCGCGGCUCGCGGGGAGCACGAAGGAGGUCGCGGAGAACCUGAUGAUCGUGGACCUUAUUCGGCAUGAUCUGCAUGGGGCGGUCGGGGAGGACGUGUGCGUGCGGCAGUUCUGCGCGGUGGAGGAGUACGAGACUGUUUGGCAGCUCGUGAGCGUCGUCGAGGGCCGGCCGGAGACGUCCGUUCGCGCGCGCGCGGGGGCGGAGAUGGGGUGGGAGGUGCUCAGGGCGUGCUUGCCCCCCGGGAGCAUGACGGGCGCGCCGAAGAAGCGCAGCGUGGAGAUCCUGCGCGAGCUCGAGGGCGCGGAGCGCGGCGUGUACUCGGGCGUGAUGGGCUACGCGGACGUCGGCGGCGGCGGCGACUGGGCCGUGAUCAUACGCAGCUGCUUCAAGUACGACGACAAGCCCACGCCGCCGGCCCCUCCCGGCGCGGGCGCGUACGCCCCGAACGGCUUGGCGGACUGCCCCCGCUUCAGCGGCACUCGCCAUGGUGGCACGAACGGGCGCGUCGGCGGGAAUGGUGGUCCACCUCACACCAACGGCACGGCUAGCGGACAUGGAAGUAUCAAUGGUCGGGACACAAACGGACACGACGGUACCCUCAACGGUAACCGUACCUUCAACGGUAACGGCCCCCUCAACGGUCACGACCCCCACCAGGCCAGCGGGCGGACGGAGUCCCUCAUCGACGAGUGGACGCUGGGGGCGGGCGGCGCGAUCACUGCCCUCUCCGACCCGGUGGCGGAGUGGGAAGAGAUGCUCGUCAAGGUCGAGAGCGUCCUGCCUGCUUUCGCGGACCUCGAGUCGUUUUGA
Dichomitus squalens LYAD-421 SS1 is the source of this 2520-nucleotide messenger RNA. Its product is annotated as para-aminobenzoate synthase. The transcript has 3 exons. NCBI's taxonomy places the organism in Eukaryota, Fungi, Basidiomycota, Agaricomycetes, Polyporales, Polyporaceae. The record is from RefSeq and is a predicted model, not a curated record. Gene Ontology annotation, biological process: L-tryptophan biosynthetic process. Bases 1 to 2520 code for a protein of 839 amino acids.